Hydractinia symbiolongicarpus is the source of this 1239-nucleotide messenger RNA. RefSeq lists its product as uncharacterized. The record is from RefSeq and is a predicted model, not a curated record. The transcript has a single exon. The coding region runs from base 1 to 1239 and encodes 412 amino acids. NCBI's taxonomy places the organism in Eukaryota, Metazoa, Cnidaria, Hydrozoa, Anthoathecata, Hydractiniidae.
AUGGGCUACUACUUUAGCAAUGAUGAGUUAUUCCGGCUCAUGCUUCGAAAGGGAGUUUACCCAUACGAAUAUAUGAAUAGUUGGCGACGAUUCAAAGAGACUAAGCUUCAACCUGGAGAGGCCUUCUAUAGCAAUUUAAAAAUGAAUUGUAUAAGCGAUCAUGAUUAUGCUCAUGCCCAGAAGGUAUGGAAUGCUAUUAUUCCAAAGGGCUCAGAGACCACCAUGGGUGACUACCACGAUGCGUAUUUAGUGACGGAUGUCCUGCUAUUGACUGACAUCUUCCAGAGCUUUCGAAACGUGUGCCAGGAGAACUACAAGCUCGAUCCUGCCCAUUUCUACAGCGCACCCGGCUUAGCAUGGAAAGCAGCACUCAAAUACACAGAAAUCAAGCUGGAGCUCCUAACGGAUCCUGAUAUGCUCCUGAUGUUUGAAAAAGGAAUAAGGGGUGGGAUCACCCAGUCUGUAUAUAGGUAUGCAGUAGCCAACAACAAAUAUAUGGGGGAUCAAUAUGAUCAUUCUCAGGAAUCAUCGUACCUGCAGUACCUAGACGCCAACAACCUGUACGGGUGGGCAAUGCAACAACCCCUCCCAACUCAUGGCUUUAAAUUGAUAUCAAAUGUAGAGGUAAUCAAUGAAAAGAAGAUCGAUAAGCUCGUCGCUGACAACAAGCAUGGACACAUCUUGGAGGUUGACAUUGAUUACCCAAAGAGCCUACAUGACAAGUACAACGAGCUCCCUUUCCUGCCGGAGCGAAAGGUGGUUCACAGGGUCGAGAAACUAAUACCAAAUCUCGAACAUAAGCGGAAAUACGUGGCACACAUUGGGACUCUACAUCAAGCCCUGAAACACGGCCUCGAGCUUAAAAAGGUGCACCGCGCUAUCCAAUUCAAACAUAGUGCCUGGCUUAAGCCAUAUAUAGAUCACAACACGAAGCUGAGAACUGCCGCCAAAAACGAGUUCGAGAAGGACUUUUACAAGCUUAUGAAUUUAUCGGUCUUUGGAAAGACGAUGGAGAAUGUACGGAAUCAUCAGAACAUCAAGCUGGUCACGAAUGAAGCCGCUUACGCAAAACUCACUAUGCAACCAAACUUUAAAAGCGGCACUUGUUUCAGUAAAAAUUUGAUGGGUAUUGAAAUGGGCAGAAUGGGAAUGAAAAUGAACAAGCCCCUGUAUAUUGGUCAAGCUAUUUUAGACCAGUCAAAGACCAUCAUGUACGAGUUCCACUACAACUACAUGUAA